GCCUCCGUUUUUGCAUAAAUCACUUGUUAACUUCAGGAUCAAAGGUCUUUCAUGAGUUAUCGCUGGAAUUUGCCCUGGCACUCAGUCAGUCAGAGGCAGGCGGACUGUGUGCCACCACUUCGACCACUCCAGCACUCCUCCUCCACCUUAAACCACAGCUGUGCCCAGAAAAUAACAACCCAACACAACGAGCAAACAUGGACAAGAUUGAUAAUACAAUAGAUGAGAGAAGUUUGCAUGAAGAGCGAACUGAUGGAGCUCACAGCUCCGACGGAGAGCCCACACCUGAGAGCCCAGGUGAGGCGAAGGAGCAGCUGUUCAGCGAGGUGCACGUCCACGCCUCUGCGGAGGGAGAGCGCCGCUCGCCGGACUACAUGGACACCAGGGAAGAGGACGAAAAAAGUCGCUCGUCCUCUUCGUCAAGCGACGAUGAAGAGGUGAGAGUUGAGGAAGAGGUGAAAGCAGAGGAAAUGGCGGAGGAAAGGACAGAGGUAGACCCGGAGCCAGAGGUGCAGGUGAAGGUGGAGGAGGUGAACGGGGAGGCGCACGACGGAUCCAGGCGCUCAUCGGCCUCUUCCUCGGCAUCCUCCGCUUCCCCUGGAGACCCGUGCGACGACCCGCCGAUCCAGCCGAGGAUCCUUGAGGAGGAUAACGCGAAUGAUGUGAUGCUGAUGACAAACUUAAACACCGACACCACCCCGAUGGAGGAUGUCGAAUACAGCGUGAAAACUCUGGAGAAUGUGACUCUGGAUGAGAGCAGCGCUGCACCGCAUGAUCCCAACCAGCCUGACAUCGCUCUGUUUGUCAAGGCGGGCAACGAUGGAGAAAGCAUCGGCAACUGUCCCUUCUCUCAGCGUCUCUUCAUGAUCCUCUGGCUCAAAGGGGUCGUGUUCAAUGUCACCACCGUCGACCUCAAAAGGAAGCCGGCAGAUCUGCACAACCUUGCUCCGGGGACACACCCUCCUUUCCUGACCUUCAACGGAGAGGUCAAGACCGAUAUCAACAAGAUUGAGGAGUUUCUGGAGGAAACGCUUUCUCCUCCAAAGUAUCCCAAACUAGCCGCCAAGCAGAGAGAGUCAAACACAGCUGGAAAUGACAUCUUCGCCAAGUUCUCAGCCUACAUCAAGAACACCAAACCAGAGGCCAACGCUGUUUUAGAGAAAGGUUUGACCAAGGCCCUGAAGAAGCUGGACGACUACCUAAGCAGCCCCCUGCCAGAUGAGAUCGAUGCAGACAGCAUGGAGGAGGAAAAGGGCUCCAACCGAGGCUUCCUUGAUGGAAACGAGUUCACUCUUGCAGACUGCAACCUGCUGCCUAAACUGCACAUAGUCAAGGUUGUUGCUAAGAAGUACCGCAACUACGACAUCCCCUCAGAUAUGACGGGUGUGUGGCGGUACCUGAAGAAUGCCUACAAACGUGAUGAAUUCACCAACACCUGUGCUGCUGACGCUGAGAUUGAGACCGCCUACAAAGACGUGGCAAGGAGACUGGCCAAGUAACCCGCCAACUGACCCGAGCUCAAACAAAAUAAACUAGUAACACAACACAAGAAAAACCAUGAUUUUUUAAAAAAUACAUGUGACUGUCUUUUUCAGGAACCUGAAAAUAUAGUCUGUCAUAGUUAAACAGGUCAGAUGUUGCAGACAUCUGUGUGGUAGGUCAGCUCAUACUGCUUUACAGCUCCAGAUGUGAUAGGUUUCAGAGAUUCAUCGUGUAUAUGGUGUAACAAUUACAGAAACAGACAUGGUAAAAGAGAAGUGGAGCAGUCGAUAAAUCAUGCACAUUUAACUUAAUUCACAGGUUUUUAAAUCAGAUUCAAAUUUUGCUGCUGUGAAAAAAACACUUUCACUCAAACAUGAUUGUAUUUAUUUCUCAUAACACAAAGCUCUCUUUCAUACAUACUCCACCGGUCCACAUGGCCAAACAUUUUACUAGCUGCUGAUGUCAGGGUCGUUCACUUUAUUUAUUCCUAAGCCCAUAGAAGUCUGGUUUGACUCCAGUGUUUAUUAUCAAGCUUUGGCUCCUCGAGAGACACCUCAAUUCAUCUAUGAUUGAUGAUUGACACUAAUUCUUUGGCUAAAUAUGACUAUUGCGAUCUGCAGAUUCAUUUCGAUCGUCAUUCAUUACUGAAGGUGUUGCUGUAGUUGUUUUGUUUCCUUGAGCUUAGACACAUCUUGAAAUUCACUCCUGCUUCUGAACGAUUGAUUUUUAAGAAAGAUUGAUUUUAAAAAUGCUCAAUGAUGUUAGUUCGAGAGAAUGUAGCUGAUAAGAGCAUUGAUAGCUUAGAACAAAUCUUGUAUCUGAAUUGUUUUCAUGCAUGAAUCUGUUUUAAAUUGUAACAUUUAAAACCUGAUACAGAGCCCCUUCUUAAGAGCUGAAAAAUCCUCAUGUGCCUUUAUUUGGACGUAUCAAAAAUCCAUGCCAAUGUCACUGAUGGACUCAUUCAGAAAAAAUGUAUUGCAGCCAGAGCUGAGACAUUUGUUUUGCCUAUAGCUAUUAGUGUUCAGUCUAGGUAUUGAUUUUGUCUUAAGUUACACAUGAUAUUAUGAAUGGAAAGAGUAUUUAUUUAGCAGCCCCAAUCAGGCCUGAUUAGGUAGAGCCAUUAGUGCUGCGUUGAAAAGCGUCUUACAGGCCAGGUCCACAAUGGUCAGGAGCCCUGCCCUCCAGCCCUUCAUCAAAGAGACAUUUCCUCCACUCUGAGGAGUCUAUCAACAUCCGCAGCCUAAAGUUCAAGUUCAAAAGUUUCAUUGUCCACGCAGACGAUGGAAAUUUGUCUUGGGGCUUAUCGUCUUUGGCUUGAUGUCAGGCUGCAACUAUAGCGAGACUUCCUUGAAGAACCAUAAGGCUCUUGUGUGGUUUGGACAAACAUAUGAUAUGAAAUUGGAGCAUGAUGACUGAGAGCCAUGCUCAUUGCGAAGCUCUACAAAUAAAAUAAUAUUUUCACA
Larimichthys crocea (large yellow croaker) is the source of this 2945-nucleotide messenger RNA. RefSeq names its product chloride intracellular channel 5b (gene clic5b). Lineage: Eukaryota; Metazoa; Chordata; Actinopteri; Sciaenidae. The transcript is spliced from 6 exons. Bases 198 to 1499 code for a protein of 433 amino acids. The record is from RefSeq and is a predicted model, not a curated record.